AUGGAUAUGCUAUCUAAACCGACUGAUGUUUUCCCCUUACAAACCAAAGAGAAACGUCCCAUUGCGGUUACUUGUAUGACCUUUGAUGAUAAUGAAUAUAAUGGAUUCCUUGUGGGCGGUGAAGAUGGUUACAUCUAUAAAGGUAAUCGUUUGGAAGUACGUGCUGGUAUUAAAUGCAUAUACGAACAACAUGAUGCUCCAAUAACUGGUAUAUCUAAAUUCUCAACUCCAGAAUCGAAAUUUAAUAAUUUAUUUUUAACCUCAUACAUUGACUCGACCAUUAAAUUAUGGUCAUUAGACGAUGAAAAGCCAUUACAUACAAUUAAUAACAACUAUGAGUAUGUAAUGGAUAUUGCAUGGUCUCCAACAAAUCCUGCUUUAUUUGGUACAGUUAAUGAAAGUGGUCAUCUAGAUUUAUGGAAUAUGAAUAUGGAUACCGAAGAACCUAUUAUAUCUACAAUGCUGAAUGGCCAGCCAGCUCUUAAUCGUAUAUCAUGGCUGUACAGCGGUAAACAUAUUGCCAUUGGUGAUAUAGAUGGAAAAUUACAUAUAUACGAUAUAGAUGAAAGUUUAACCCAUCCCGUUUAUGAUGAAAAUACUGGUCUCUGUGAAACUUUGGAUAUGCUGAAACAAAAACGUUUAUUGAAUUAA
This is a messenger RNA of Musca vetustissima, 651 nucleotides long. Its product is annotated as cytoplasmic dynein 1 intermediate chain-like. The record is from RefSeq and is a predicted model, not a curated record. Lineage: Eukaryota; Metazoa; Arthropoda; Insecta; Diptera; Muscidae. Gene Ontology annotation, molecular function: dynein light chain binding; dynein heavy chain binding. Gene Ontology annotation, biological process: transport along microtubule. The coding region runs from base 1 to 651 and encodes 216 amino acids. The transcript is spliced from 2 exons. Gene Ontology annotation, cellular component: cytoplasmic dynein complex.